AUGGGUCCCGGAUCAAUGUUAUUACUUGCCAUUUCGCUAUUUCAUAUGAUCAUCCAAUGUUCAGCCGGUGCGAUACAGAUAGAUGGAACCUGUGGCGCGGGUCGACAACGCCUCAUCGACUUGGCACUGAAUGAUGUGCAGCGAUACGCAAGAGCAGCUUCUGGAACUGUGGAUCCAAACAAUAGAUGGUACAAAGCCUGGUUCGGUAGUCCAUCCAGCCCAAACAUGGGAGACUCCGACAUCUUGAACCUAUACGACAACCUCUGGAUAACGACCAACUAUCCAUUUGAUCAUUUACCAUUCACCGUCACCAUUCGGUGUGAUGGCGACGACAAUCCGUUGUCGGUUUGUGGAAGCCGCACUACCAAGGCGCAGGUCAUAUACCAAUCCCACACAAUCUUUCUUUGCGAGCUCUUCUGGCGUGAACCGACCCGAUUUCUAAUAAAUCUAAGCCCGCCCUCGCCUCACAUGCAGUCAGAGAGCCUUGACUAUUUCGUGACCUACGGCCAGCUUUUGCUACACGAACUGAUGCAUAUCCAAGAUCCAUAUAUUCAAGAUAAGAAAGGCGGCCAGGCAUAUGGGCACGCGGCGACGCUUCAGUACGCGUUAGACAGCGCGAAUGGCGCGCGUCAAAACGCGGAUAAUUAUGCUUUUUUCGCGAGUGUGGCAUAUUGGGCUUCGAAGGGGUAUAGAAAUUGGAUCUCCGUCUCCUUCAUUCCACCAAACCUCGGUGCCAACGUCACGAGCAAGCGCUUCCAGAAUCGAACGAUGGUUCAGUGGGCGGUUCUUACAACCAUCAGCUUAACUAUAUUCCAUCAGACUAUAGUUCCCGUCUCGUCUCGGGUUAAAGCGGCUGCUGUAGGAUUCAUCUUCCCCGGCGCCGGAUUCAUCGCGUGUGCCAAUAUCACUGGGGCCAUUGCUUUCCUUGUCACCUGGGCAUUGCUACCGGCAGCAAUGUUUGCCUGGUUCGGAGCCGGAGGGUUCUUGUUCCCAAUACUUGUCUGGACGCUCAGCGCAGUUGGCGCCUACUUCGCCGCGGGCCAAAGCGUUUUUGAGUACAGCGACAGACUUUCCGUAGUGCUUCUUGGAGCACUCGUAUUCUAUUUCAGACACAAGAAUGCAAUCGAACAGAAAGAAGGCGAAGAGAAGCGUAUCAAGCGAAACGAGUACCUUCCGACGGUAGUCGAAGAGAUCCAUACCACCGCAAUCCCGGCACCGCCAGACCCGGACCGAGAGCUGACUUUGGAUGAACUUCGGGACGUCCAAUAUGCCAUUGACCAAGCGCGUCUUGAUAUCGGUGAUUGGUCCAACCACACCUACAUUGACCAGUUCCAAACCGCCGCACUUCGCUAUCAACUCUACGACAUGAUAUACAACCUAGGCACCUACCAAGGGAUAUACACUCCGAAUUUCCACGGGUACUUGAGCGAAGGUAUCCGAAACGUGAUUGCCAAAUCCUUGACGAAGCCUGUUAUGGGGUUCUGGAAGUGGGAGUCCCUUUGGGGGAAAUUCACGACCGACUACGAUCCCGUGAUUAGGGACAAUAUUAUGGUUACCGGCUUCCUCCAACAAGCUGUGAUGCUCUACACCGCCAACACUAGAGACAUGCAAUAUACCAAACCUGGCAGCCUAAAGUUCGAUGUCACCGAUAAAACCUCCUACCACCACGACGUUCAUUCGGUAGACAAAGCGCUAGUCGACCAGUGGAACAGCAACCCGUACUGCCUAUUCCCCUGCGAGCCGAACUGGAUCUAUACGCCUUGCAACUUCAUGGGCAUGACUGGGCAGGUGAUUUACGAUCGUGUUUUUGGUACGAAGCAUGCUGAAGACAUCAAACCGCGGUUCCUAGAGUCCCUCAUGUCGAACUUCGCCGAUAAGUCCGGAAGCAUCCUCCCUAUUCGCUCAGCCAUAACCGGCUUCACGAUCCCCGGGCUGACUGGUGCACUAAUCGAUCUUACCAACGGCGUCAUCACCCGCGGCUACCUUCCUCAGCUGGCUGAACAGUCGUAUGCGCUCUUCAAAGGCGAAUGUCUCCGCUAUGAUGAAGUCACCAAGGAACUCAGUUUCGUUGGGCUGAGUGGAGCGGAUAACUUGGACACUGGAAACUAUGAGACCGGGACGCACGCUAUCUAUCCUCACGUCGCGUAUGUUGCUGCGGAGUUCGGGGAUGAGAAGAUUCGAGUCGCGGCCCUGAAGUACAUUGAUGAUCAUGGCCCGUCCAAAACGACCCUCGCUGGUCCUAUACUAUCUGAGGUCCCGUAUCCCGGAGUCUUAGUCGCAAAAGCUCGUUCGCACACUGGAAAAGAUCUCGAGCUUGUCCUUUACCCGUCUGCUGCUGCAGGCGACUUCACCUUGGGGAUCAGUCGCUUGGAGCCGGGCCGAAAGUAUACCUAUGACGAGAAGGAAGUUACUGCAGACUCCUCUGGCAACAUUCGCAUCUCGGCUCAGGUUGAUGGGAGAACAUUGGUUAAUCUGACGCCUGCGUGA
Mytilinidion resinicola is the source of this 2487-nucleotide messenger RNA. RefSeq lists its product as uncharacterized. The coding region runs from base 1 to 2487 and encodes 828 amino acids. Gene Ontology annotation, molecular function: metalloendopeptidase activity. The record is from RefSeq and is a predicted model, not a curated record. The transcript has 7 exons. Lineage: Eukaryota; Fungi; Ascomycota; Dothideomycetes; Mytilinidiales; Mytilinidiaceae.